AUGGCCGUGACAGACUUCUUGGUAAUCGUAACUGCAGUGCUGUUAAACAGGCUUCCUGGCAUUUAUUUUCCUGGUAGCUUCCUGUCCAUUACCCCCAUAUGCCGUCUAACUAUUGCUUUAAUUUAUGCAUCCAGAGACAGUUCUGUGUGGUUGACAGUUGCUUUCACUGUUGAUCGAUUUGUGGCUAUAUGUUGCAUGAAGUUCAAAACAAAAUAUUGUAAUGAUAAAAUAGCAGCUUUCAUUAUAGGAAUGGUUUGUUCAUUAGGAUGUCUGAAAAGUGUUCCUUGGUAUUUUAUACAUGAACCAAUUUACCUCAUUAACGGUGUUCCAUGGUAUUGCAGUGUGAGAAAAAUCCGUUACACUUCUACAGUAUGGAGAGUAUUUGACUGGUUUGACCGCAUUUUGACUCCAUUUACACCAUUCUUUCUCAUUCUUCUGCUUAAUGUUCUAACUGUCAGAUACAUUAUAGCAACCAGUAGAUCCCGCCAGAGGCUUUGGGCUAGCAAAAAUAAAGAGAAUCAGAUGGACCCAGAAAUGGAGAGCCGGAGAAAAUCCAUAAUUUUACUAUUUGCUGUUUCGGGCAGUUUUAUCUUAUUGUGGAUAACAUACGUCAUACAAUUUUUAUAUGAGCGAUUUACAAAUGAUUAUCAGAUUAGGGGCUUUAGCGAUCCAAAAUUUCUUCUCCAGGAAAGUGCAAAUAUGCUCCAGCUGCUGAGUUCUUGCACCAACACAUUUAUUUAUGCUAUAACUCAGUGGAAAUUCAGGCAGGAGUUAAAGAAUCUGUUCAAAUAUUCACUGAGCUUUUUAGCCAUAUCAAUUAAAUAA
This is a messenger RNA of Rhincodon typus (whale shark), 825 nucleotides long. RefSeq names its product probable G-protein coupled receptor 139. Gene Ontology annotation, cellular component: membrane. Gene Ontology annotation, biological process: G protein-coupled receptor signaling pathway. The transcript has a single exon. Lineage: Eukaryota; Metazoa; Chordata; Chondrichthyes; Orectolobiformes; Rhincodontidae. Bases 1 to 825 code for a protein of 274 amino acids. The record is from RefSeq and is a predicted model, not a curated record. Gene Ontology annotation, molecular function: G protein-coupled receptor activity.